This is a messenger RNA of Scylla paramamosain (green mud crab), 813 nucleotides long. RefSeq names its product cuticle protein 8-like. Gene Ontology annotation, cellular component: extracellular matrix. The record is from RefSeq and is a predicted model, not a curated record. The transcript is spliced from 3 exons. Bases 122 to 649 code for a protein of 175 amino acids. NCBI's taxonomy places the organism in Eukaryota, Metazoa, Arthropoda, Malacostraca, Decapoda, Portunidae.
GACGACCCUCUCUCAAGAACAGCAGAAGGCGAGCAGGAGGAGACGCCCUCUGCUUGCUGGUAUAUAAGGCGCGGAUCACCAACCCAAGGCACAGUCGAUCUGCAGACAGUCAGAGAUAAACAUGAACUCUAAGGUCUUCUUCCUCCUGGUGGGCGUGGCCGUGGCCCUCGCUGCCCCUGACCGUCCCGCAACCAGCUACGGCGCCCCCAGGGACUCUGGCUCUUUCGAGCACUUCCGUCCCUCCUCCCGCUCCUUCGAGCACUCUGCCUCCUUCGAACACUUCCGCCCCUCCUCCUCCUCCCGCUCCUUCGAGUCCUACGAGUCCGACGAGUCCACUGAGGCCAAGUACGCCUUCCGGUGGUCCGUGGAGGACGAGUCCACCGGCAACGACUUCGACCACCAGGAGGCCCGUGACGGCGACGACACCCAGGGCGUGUACACCGUGAGGCUUCCCGACAGCCGCCUGCAGACCGUCACUUACAUCGUGGACGGUAACGACGGCUACGUGGCCGACGUCAAGUACGACGGCGUGGCUCGCUUCCCCGACUCCUACUCCCGCGAGUCCUUCGAGUCCGCCUCAGGCUCCUUCGAGAGAUACGCUCCCCCCAGGAGGACCUACUUCGCCCCUGGCUCCAAUGAGUCCAAGUAAACACUGAAGGAAUCUCAACUCCCGCCAUGACCUGGACACGAGCCUCUUCCCGCCUCUCGCACUCCCUCUUUCCUCACCUCAGUCGGUCUGUUCAGACUCUGAGUGUCUUCACUAAAUUAUUGUAUGCAGUAUUAAUUAUUUAUUCCAUUAAAAUAUUCUGAGAA